AUGAACAAUUGGCUCAAUCAUGCCGCUGCACGCCGAGCCACUCGGCAUGCAGCAGACUUAAAUCUACUCGCUGUGCUUCAGGCCCCGCAAUCUGCUCAACAACCAGCGCAACCACCAGCAAUGGCACGAGUUGAGCAAAUAUCGUCUGACGAGUACGCCCGCCGCGAGGCCAGCCUCGUGUAUCCAUUCCGCAUCCAGGCGGAUGGUACACCAGAGAAUAUCCUGGUCUUUGUGUACAGUCACCAUCUCUCGGUGACGGAGUUCAAGUCGCAGUACCCCUCUGCGAAGUGCUUUGGUUUUGCCUGGCUUGGCUACUGGCAAUUCCAUAUCAACCAAGUCGGUAAGCUUGCCACCUAUCGAAUAUCAUGAUAUUGCUCUGACUUGAAUCACAGGAGAGCCAAACUUGCGACCAAUCCCAUACCGUCCAGAAUGGUGGACUGGCGCACUUGGUUACGUAUACUGGAUGUCGCGAGAGGAGGAGCAACGAUACCAAGCCUCCUUCAGAGGAGCACCCAGAAAGAGACGAAUGCAAUUUGUCACUGUCCGCCACAGCCCAAUUGUCAAACCAGGCGGCGUGCGACCUCAAGUACCAUUCUAUUGUAGUGUCUGGCGCGCAAUCCUUUACUGGGACUCUGACAACAUCGAACAUAGCAGCCUCGAGUCAUUCACCUUCGGCAAAUACGAGACCAAGUUGUGGAGCCAAGGUUGGAAUGAACUCAAACAGUUUUAUGCAUGGAAGGGUUGGAAUGUAGAAGAUGGCACUCCUCUCGAUCUGACUGAAGACGUCAAGCGAAUGAUUCGGAAUUCCCUUUAUGGCGGCCAGCGACCUGGACAUCCCAUCCCUCCUCCUCCAAAGUUGGUGCCCGAAGUUACCGCUCUAGCGGCCCAGCCUAUUCCUGUCAACGAACCGUAAGUGUAUCUUUAUUUCUGCUCCUGAUUAUAUCUAUCUUCUUGCAUUCUCGUGAAAAGAUUACAGCUAACCUUUCCAUUUACAGAGGCGCUCCUCUCUUGGCGAUGAGUAUGAUACAAGGCCGUCCUGAUAGACCCUGGGGAUACAAAAAUCCAAUUGACGAUAAGCCAAAGGACGAUGAACCAAAUAGAGUCAACCCAAGAGUCGUCAACCCAGGAGGCGUAAACCAAAGAUCUGCCAACCCAAGAGUUGCCGACCCACAAGCUAUCCACGCACAAAUUGCCCACCCACGAGCUAUCAACGCACAAAUUGCCAUCCCACGAGCCAACCCGCAAGCCGUCGAACCAGGAACCGUCAAUCCGGGUCCCAUCAAGCGAGGUCGCGGCCGCCCAAGAAAGUAUUCGCAAAAGAAGUAG
Molecule: messenger RNA, 1326 nt
Organism: Hymenoscyphus albidus
Lineage: Eukaryota; Fungi; Ascomycota; Leotiomycetes; Helotiales; Helotiaceae
Source: the annotation of a GenBank genome assembly